Cryptomeria japonica (Japanese cedar) is the source of this 1667-nucleotide messenger RNA. RefSeq lists its product as uncharacterized. NCBI's taxonomy places the organism in Eukaryota, Viridiplantae, Streptophyta, Pinopsida, Cupressales, Cupressaceae. The transcript is spliced from 2 exons. The record is from RefSeq and is a predicted model, not a curated record. Bases 440 to 1393 code for a protein of 317 amino acids.
UUUUUUUUUUAAUGGCAUUUUGUUGAACUUUACCUGUUUUGAGUUGCAUAGCCAGUCAGGUUAUUUCUGAGUGAGGACCUUUCCAAAAUCAAUCUGCCAGGUUACUUCUGAGUGAGGAGCUGUCCAAAAUGACAUGUUAACUGCAUGUUAAAAUGUUAAAAUUUAUGUUAUUGCGGAAGUCACAGUUAAUUCUGUUGAUCAUGAUUGAUCUAUAAUUUUCAUAGAAAACAAUAACACAAAAAUUAUUGAUCCGUACUGUACUGGUUUGAAACCAAUUUAAGCGCAGGUGAAGACCCUAUAGUUUUCAUUUGGGAUGCAUGUGAAGAGUGGGUCUACACGCUCCACCAAAUGCAAUGAUUGUGAACUUUUCGUAGCCCUAUACUAUAGAUCCAUCUUCACCAUAUGGUUGUAAUUAAAAAGCUCGGAGGCGAAAUCCACAAUGACCUUCACAAAAUGGGUUCUGCUUAUUAUGGUCUGUGCAGCGGUUGCAGCUCAAGCCAGGGCAUGCAGGGCCAGAUGUGAAAAUCAUCAUUACAGCUGCUCUAAACGCGGAUCGUUUCCGUGUCCUUCUCGCUGUCCGCGGAUUUGCUACGUCAACUGCAAGCGCUGCAAGGUCAAAUGCCCCGUGGAGAGCACCCGACGUCUGUCUGAAGCAUCUUUGUCUGCGGCCUGUGACAAGCCGGGUGCGGUGUGCCACGACCCGCGGUUCAUAGGCGGGGAUAGCAGUAUGUUCUAUUUCCACGGCAAAAAGGGCAAAGACUUCUGCCUUGUCUCCGACAAAGAUCUGCACAUCAACGCGCACUUCAUGGGCAAGAGCGCAACGCAGGAGCAAGAGCUGAAGCACGACUUGACGUGGGUGAAGUCUAUCGGCGUGCGCUUCCGUUCCCAUCAAAUCUACCUUGGAGCCAACAAAGUUGCCCGCUGGGAAAGCGCCCUGGAUCAGCUCACGCUCCUUGUCGAUGGGCAAAGCGUUCUUCUCCCGCCCCGUAGAGGCGCCCAGUGGGAGGACCGGUUGAGCCCGUUGAAGAUCACACGUGUACUGAAUGUUAAUGCUGUAAUACUGCAAGUGCCACACAAAUUCAGUCUAACGGCCUGGGUGGUUCCCGUUACGGCCGAGGAGUCUAGGGUUCAUGGCUACGGGAUGACUGAAGAUGACUGCCUUGCGCACCUGCAGCUGAAUUUUAAGUUCUAUGAGCUCAGCCCUAAUGUGAACGGCGUUUUGGGGCAGACGUACUCUUCUGGGUUUAAGAGCCACUUGAAGGUGGGCGGUGUUAUGGAAGGGGAGGAUAAAUUUGCAGUGUCGCAUCUCUUUGCUACGGACUGUAAGGUUGCCAGGUUUGUCGAAGGAAUGGAAUCGCGGCUCGGGUUCUUUAGGUUGUCCCCCACGGUUUAAUGCGACUGGCCGGGGUAUUGUGUGCCGCUGUUAGAAAGUGAAGGGUACUUAAGCCUUCUAAAUAAACGUAUUAUUAUUAUUAUAUGUGAGGCUGUUAGAACCAUGUCGUGUGGGCAAUACAGCCAGGGAAUUGAGCAGGUGAGAUUAUAUUUAAAGCUGCUCUGUUCAGUGACGCUGAACGCGUUGAGGUUGGCCGUUUAAGAUCAAUGUAUGGUUUAUCACUGUACUACUGUCAUCAUUAUAAUAUGUGGGGCUGUUGAUUAUUAUGUUGAAA